CCAGGUACGGAAUGCGCCCUCGAAUCUGAGAGUCCUUCCCAGUAGUCGUCGUUGGCUUUUACAUCUAAGUUCUUUUGGCCGAAACGUUACCUGAACCAUGGCCUUAUUCAAAGUCUUUGGGGCUAAUUGGCUUGCCGCGCUAGUGGUUCUCCUUUUCGCGGUUGGAACAGUCGUUUCUAUGCCGAACUCAUUGCCAAAACUGGAGAAGGUUCCGCACGGCUAUGCAAAGAACUGGCUUUACAGUCGUGGCGGAAAGCCGAGGAACGAGACGAAGCCGGUCAACGCAGAGUCUUGUGUAGCGCCCGUUGUGCAGACAAUUACUGCCCCCAAGGAAAAUAUCUUUGCUGGUCUGUCUGAUGUGGAGGCCGCCUCUGUCGUCGCCUUCCUCUUCGAUCAGAAAACCCUCAACUUAACCACUUCCGAUGAAGCGGGCAGCUGGGACAAUACCAUUACUCUCGUGGAACUUUUGCAACCCAACAAGACAGCCGCCCUCAGCUAUUUGGACGGCAACGGUACCCCUCCUGUACGCUAUGCUCAUGUUAUGCUCAAUUGUCGAUCAACCGAAGAACCCUAUUACCAGGACUUGACCGUCGGGCCGUUGCCCAUUUCGAAUGGAACGACUACGAUCGCCGCUCUGGAGUAUCCAUACACUCGCAAGACUGAGGGCAAAGUCCGAAAUUUGGAUGCCGAUGCUGAUGAAGCUCUCUACGCCGACUGGUUGUACGUGAUUGCAGCAGAGAUCCAGGAUAUUACUCUUGACUGGUUUGGAGGCGUCGCUGUGGGAGAGGACAAUGACACUCUGUCUGUUUGGGGCAUCGAUCCGUUGUGGCAAGAUGAUGGAAUCAUUCGAUGGGACCAAUUUUGGAACACCCCAACUGGUGACUUCGACUCUGGGACACUGCUUCCAACCGGCCUCUAUUUCGGCUCCAAUGUCACUGGCAGGGAUGCUUCUCAGUGGGAGCUACUUGGAUGGUAUUACAAUGGGAUCUAUUACAAAACUACUGAAGAUUUCAAAGCAGCAUACGCAAGUCCGGAUUUCGUCAAGCACAACCCGAAUGUUGAUGGCGACUGGGCCUGGACAGACCACCUGGGAUCUAGUCCAGAGCAGGAUGUUAUCGCACCUCCAGUUUCCGUUGCUCCGUCUGGAUCCCGGUAUGCCGUUGACGUUCCGCAGAAGUACGUCAAAUGGAUGGACUUCGAGUUCUACAUUUCUUUCAACCGAGAUUUGGCCAUGCAGCUGCAUGACAUCAAAUACAAGGGUGAACGAGUGCUCUACGAGCUCGGCUUGCAAGAAGCGCUUGCACAUUAUGCCGGCCAAGACCCGACGCAAUCCGGUACUGCGUACCUUGAUAGUUUUUACGGAUUUGGCCCAUAUAGCUUCGAGUUGGUUGCUGGCUACGACUGCCCUUCCCAUGCAACCUACUUGGACACCCAAUUCUACACGGGCGAGACGACGCACACGCACAAGAAUAGCAUUUGCUUGUUUGAGAAAGAAGCGCAGCAUGCCAUGUCUAGGCAUAGCACUGGCAGCUAUGUCACGGUCAAUAAGAACAUAUACUUCACCGUAAGGAACAUUUGCACCAUUGGUAACUACGACUACAUGUUUUCAUACGAAUUCUACAUGGAUGGGAGCAUGAAGGUGGAAGUUCGAGCAUCGGGUUAUAUCCAGUCGGCUUUCUUCGCGAACAACGAUGAUUAUGGUUAUCAGAUCCACGACUCACUUUCAGGAUCCAUGCACGAUCACGUCCUCAACUUCAAGGCCGAUUUCGAUGUCCUCGGCACAUCCAACACGUUGACUAAGACUGCUCUCGUUCCCACCACAGAAACUUAUCCGUGGUCAAUGGGGAAGAGCCGCAACACCAUGAAGCUGAACAAAACGCGAGUUGUCUCCGAGGACGAAAGCAAGCUCUUCUGGGACCACAACUCGCAGACUCAGUACCAAAUCGUCAAUCUUGACAAGCCGAACAAAUAUGGCGAGUCCCGAGGUUGGCGCAUCUCGCCCUCCGAAGGAACGGCGCAUCUUACCGUCGAGAACAGCAGCAAUCUUCAAAAUGCAGCCAAUUGGGCGAAGUAUGACUUUGCUGUCACCCGUCGCAAGGAUACCGAGCCGCGCGCUGCUCACGCGUACAACUCACAAGACGUCGCCAAUCCUCCGGUUGACUUUGAUGACUUCUUUGAUGGCGAGAGCCUGGAACAGGAGGAUCUGGUGGUGUGGUUCAAUCUGGGAAUGCACCACGUCCCGCACACUGGCGAUCUGCCGAACACGGUGAUGACGAAUGCGCAUAGUUCGGUUCAGUUCUCUCCACUGAACUAUUUGAUGGGCGACGCUGGCAGGGAGUCAGUCAACAUGGUCCGUGUCCAAUAUGGUGAAGGGGAGCCGAGUGACGUUGUGACAUUCGGAGGACAAGAACCGCAGUGCUUGGUUGAUAUGGCCACCUUGCAGCCAGAUCUGACCACCUACAUCGGCGACGUGGUCAUCAGGAAGUUUCCUUUCGACCCCAACAACCCGUACUUUGAGACGGGUUCCAUUUAGACAAUGCUGUGGUCACAAGCCGGCGCUUGAGUCCGGAGCUCAUAGGAUUGGUGUUAGAUGCAGCAGGCAGUACGUUGCAAUGUGUAAAUAGAGAAUGGCGAAUGGUGCAAGGGAAU
Messenger RNA from Eremomyces bilateralis CBS 781.70, 2649 nucleotides. Its product is annotated as membrane copper amine oxidase. The record is from RefSeq and is a predicted model, not a curated record. The transcript has 6 exons. Gene Ontology annotation, molecular function: quinone binding; copper ion binding; primary methylamine oxidase activity. Gene Ontology annotation, biological process: amine metabolic process. The coding region runs from base 98 to 2533 and encodes 811 amino acids. Gene Ontology annotation, cellular component: plasma membrane. NCBI's taxonomy places the organism in Eukaryota, Fungi, Ascomycota, Dothideomycetes, Eremomycetales, Eremomycetaceae.